CCCCCUGGAGACCAUCCCGUCUGAGCCUGAGUACCGCGACCUGGUCGUCCAGCUCACCACGCACCUGCUGGCACCGAGCACGUCCCGGUUGAGCCGUGCGUUCCUAACACCCGCAGACGUCC
Penicillium egyptiacum is the source of this 122-nucleotide messenger RNA. Lineage: Eukaryota; Fungi; Ascomycota; Eurotiomycetes; Eurotiales; Aspergillaceae. The record is from the annotation of a GenBank genome assembly.